Messenger RNA from Ichthyophthirius multifiliis, 783 nucleotides. RefSeq lists its product as hypothetical. The transcript is spliced from 2 exons. The record is from RefSeq and is a predicted model, not a curated record. Lineage: Eukaryota; Ciliophora; Oligohymenophorea; Hymenostomatida.
AUGAGGAAAAUUUAAAUUUAUAGAAUUUUUUUGUUUAUUUAAUUGAUAUUUGUGUAGAUUAUACAUUAAAAUAAAUGUAAAUAUUUAUUUAUAUAUAUUUAAUAAUAAUUUAUAUAAUGUAAAAUAGUUAAAAAAAUAAUGCUUCAUUAAAUUAAAUCGAUUAUCUAGAUUCAUGUUAUAUCGAUUAGUUUUGUAAAUUAAUAACUGUUUUAAUAAAAAUAAGUUAAGAGAGUACUUAAAAAACUCGUAUUUUCUAAUUAAUUAGCUAAAGUAUAGAAAUUGUUUUCCGAAAAUAUCAUGAAAGUAAUAUUUAUCUUUUCAACUAAAGACCUUUUUUCAAAAUUUUAACUAAUAUAAUAUAUGAUUUCUAAAGAAAAGAAUACAACUUUGAAUAAUCUGAUAUUUUUUCUAUUUAUUCUAUCAUUAAUUAACUUUUACAUUAAAUUCAGCCACUUUAUUAUCCAGGUUUUGCCUUUUCUUGGCUUUAAUUAGUUUCCAAUAGAUAUUUUAUGUCUAUUAUGCUUAACAAUGAUAAAUAAUGGGAAUUAUAUUAUUAAGUAAUACUAGAUAUGUUAGAUUUCUUUAACUAAGUUAUGGAAAAUAUUACUCAAAAUAUAGAAUUGGCAAAAACCUUUUAUAAAGGCAUUGUAAGAAUCUUAUUAGUUAUUCUUCAUGAUUGGCCUGAUUUUCUUUCUUUAUAUUCUAAUGAUUUUAUUGAAUCUGUCCCUAAUAAGUACAUUUAAAUAAAGAAUAUUAUUUUGUCUGCUUUUCCAAAAUCAAUGA